AUGAAGGUCCUUUGGGUGCUGGCAUUGGCUUUUGUAAUUGUCGCCGUGGCUGGUGAUGAUGCUGAUUCGGAAUACGAUUCGGAUGAGUACGACGAUGACUAUUACUACGACGAUGACACCACUGAAGCUGGAUCUGUAGCUGCCACAACCACAGAGGCAAGCGCCGCUGUCCCCGCAACCACCGUGGCAAGUGCCGUUGUCCCCGCAACCACCGUGGCAAAUGACGAUGCCUCCGAGGACUACUCUGGAGAAGGUGAUUCUGAUGGCGAUGAAUCCGACUAUUAUGACUAUGAAACCUCCAGCGAAGCCGAGGAUGAUUCCAGCGAUGCUACUACUCCAACAAAAUCCACCAAAUCGGGAGCGAAAAAGGCUAAGAAUGGCAGGAGAAACGGCGGAAAACGGCUUCGUCGCCGCACCACUGCUGCCCCAAGACGUCGCACCACAGCGGCUCCAGCACGUCGUCAAGCAGCUGCCUCCCCAGCCGCCAAGAAGCAAACGGCUGCGGCCAAAAGGACCCCAGCAGCUGCAGCCAAGAAAAGGCAAACAAACGCGGCCCAAACCAAGAAGGCCAACACCGCCACCAACAAGCGCAAGCGUUCAGGAUAA
Messenger RNA from Drosophila ananassae, 606 nucleotides. Its product is annotated as nucleolin. The transcript has a single exon. The record is from RefSeq and is a predicted model, not a curated record. The coding region runs from base 1 to 606 and encodes 201 amino acids. Lineage: Eukaryota; Metazoa; Arthropoda; Insecta; Diptera; Drosophilidae.